CGUCACGAGUCGCGACGGUCACUGGAUCAACGACCACCCCGACGACCACCAACAGUACCGGCGCAGUCAUUACCAGAAUGUCUACCUCCUUCAUGCCUUCCGAUGUCAUCGACAUGACAAAGGAAAAGAACUGGCCUGCGAACCUCGGAAUGCUUGACUGGGACAACACUAAUAUCAUCUUUACAAAACGAUCUCUUAUUGAGUUCCUCAAGUAUACCGGUACCACUGUGGACACCAACUUUACCAAUGUCCAAAAGCUACCUCGUUAUGCGUCCUUUGGCACGUUCUCUCCGCCGCUCGACCAGCUUGAUGCUGAAGCCGCAGCAUCUCCCUCGGCAUCUCCACCCAUCGAACAAACUGACGUGUUCAAGCCUACGCGUCGCGUACGAACUGUCCCCGGUGGGCCACACACUGAUAUCUUCGGCAAUGACUUCCAAGAUCAAGAGGAUGCUCUAGCCUCAGCCCCGCAAAAAGAAUCGCAACAGGUUGAAACAUCCGAACAACUAGUCUCCUCGGUCCCUGCGGAGGAACAGGAGUAUGGAAUCCCAUUCACAUCGACUGUCAAGCCCAGCCGACGAGUAAGGACUGAACCCGGUGGAAAGAGCUCAUUUGGCAGCUUCUGGGGUGCAGAUCCAGCUCCUGAGGAAUUUAAACCAACCCGCAGAGUUCGUCAAGGACCCGGAGGUCAGGACAACAUCAAUGAUCUCUUUUGAAUUCGUCUGUAAUCCAUGUAAAUGCCUUGUGACAAUUAAGGUCUAGUCCACCUCGUUGUACCUGCAUGGCUUACACAUGUGGCCUUCGUCCAUUAUCAGUAAAUACCAUUUCCGACGCCUCCAUACGCUGUCCCAAUCUUUGUCAGGAGUCAGCCCUAUGAAUCGGGAAUGGAAUUUUCAGUUUGAGGAUAGCUGAU
Guyanagaster necrorhizus is the source of this 910-nucleotide messenger RNA. RefSeq lists its product as uncharacterized. The transcript has 10 exons. NCBI's taxonomy places the organism in Eukaryota, Fungi, Basidiomycota, Agaricomycetes, Agaricales, Physalacriaceae. The coding region runs from base 78 to 713 and encodes 211 amino acids. The record is from RefSeq and is a predicted model, not a curated record.